This is a messenger RNA of Trypanosoma rangeli, 8943 nucleotides long. RefSeq lists its product as uncharacterized. The coding region runs from base 1 to 8943 and encodes 2980 amino acids. The transcript has a single exon. Gene Ontology annotation, molecular function: protein binding. The record is from RefSeq and is a predicted model, not a curated record. Lineage: Eukaryota; Euglenozoa; Kinetoplastea; Trypanosomatida; Trypanosomatidae.
AUGAUUGUGGGCACAGAAAGCUCAUUUGCAGCACGGUGCGGUGUUGUUUUGCGCUUAUCUCUUUGCUUCAUCCUUGUUUUUGCCUUGGACGCAACCUGCGUCGAUGCACAUAUCAUCGGUGCUGUGUCUUGGCAAUAUGGUAAUGAUGGUUUGGGCGGAAGGACUUUAUUUACACCGUAUUUGUCUGAUAAUGGGAAGGUCCUGGGCUUUCUAGAGAUUGGCAUGGGCACGGAUGUGCUAAUACUACGAAACGUCAAUGGAACCAUUGCGGCAGAGACCACGGAUAGCGCAGUGCAGGAGUGCGGAGAGUCCACAGGUGUUUCCUUGUUCAAUGGGGGGCCAAAAAUUUUCAUAUUCUGUGGAGGCAGAAACUUGUUUUUAAUAGUGAUCUUGGGUGGGAGAAUUGAGCCUCUUUAUGUGAUAAGGAUUCAAACUGAGUCCAGUUUUUACUCACCUUCGUCAUCUUCUCCAACCCCAUUGGUGCUUGUUCGCGGCACAAUGUCGGACUCACGGACGGAUGCCGUGCUGGCGGUGUCCAGCAAGGAUGAUAUGAGCUGCAUUGGUCAAUACACACCCGAGAAUAAUUUUGUUCUGUGCGAUGCCGACCCCAUUCUGGACUUCUACUUCCCAACAUGGGUACCCAGUACAAGGGCAAGACCGAAUCCCGACAGAUAUUUAAUUAUUGAAAGGAAGUCACAGUCAGGCCUAAGGCUGGACAGUUACUACCUGCCACAUUUUGCAUCUGGCAGCACACCCAACGUGACGGCUACUUUGGAUUUUGUUGAUAAAUCCAAAGUAUUACACUCUAAUCUGAAUGAUGACAGCACCGCCAAGCCUCUUAUCGCAUACGUGCAGGGAACCAUGACACAGACAUUGAAAUUAGCCGUCGUUGUCUUUAACGCCCUUACGUUGGAGAGGACAGCAUUUGGAUCUAUCGAAACUGGUGUCUCCUGCAAGGAACCUUGUAUUUUGACUCAAGCUUACAUGGUACAAUGCAACAAGAAAAAUUCCUUGAUAGUGCAAACAUCGUCGUUGUUGCUAAAUUUGGAUUACAAUACCUUGAAGGGGGAAGGUACCCCAUUGUGGAUAGUGAGCGUUUCAACGCCCGCGGGUCUGCUUUUCAUGCCUUUGCGGGACUUGAACGAUAGGAAUACAGAGUGGCAUCGUCGAAUGUUGUCACCAUCUUAUACGGAUUAUAAUCCAUAUCAUUAUAUUAAAGCGACAGAAGUUCAGUUCAUUGUGUCCGCGGAAAAUAUUACCGUAUUAAGUGUUUCAACUGGAAAGACAACCUUAAGCUUCAAUCCGCUGUGGAAGGGAUCUGCAUUCUGCAACAGUAAUGAUCGUAUGGCUGCCUUCACAGUUUUUGAUGGCUUCCUGGCUUACUUGGGAUGCGAGGGCAGUGGGCACUACAGCUUGGUUGAUCCUUCCUCUCACAAGGCAUACUACCCAAUUGCAUGGCCUUCCAUGAGCACAUUUGGGAUUACACCAUUUGGAUAUAGUGUUGAUCAACAUUCUGUAGUACUAUCCAAUGGAACUAGGGUUGUAGGUCUUGAUUUGAAUCCGUUGUUGCUUUAUAGUGAAUCUGUUUUGAUACAACAAGAAGCUCUCUCGGCUGGCGCGUAUGAUCGUGGUCGAUUUUCCCUGGUGGCAGCUAACGCCUCAUCGCCUAAAGAGAUGCUCUUUUAUUUUUACGUCUAUGAUAAUACUGGUACUGCUGGGGGACGCGAUCCUUUUCCCCCUACCGCCGAACCAGUAUCUCUUUCGACUAAUACGACUCUUUUUGAACCUUUUACCGUAUUUUUUGGUGAUAGAAAGCGUUACAUUGCCGUCUCAGCCACUCCAGGAGUCCUUUCCAUCUUUGCAGCACGUGAUGGUACACAUGUGACUAACUUGAACCUCACUGCUUGUGCUCCAGAGGAACGGAAUCAGGAGGCUGGUGCAAUAACGUUUAUGAAAACUGUACAACAUCUUGGCAGUCAAGAUAAUUAUUAUGUUGUGUUUGGUGGGACGGAGACGUGUCUGUUCGAGGUAAAUGAUACUCUGGUGCUUCGAAUUAACAGUUUUCAGGGAGCUCAAAAAGGUAUUUUGUUUGGAACAACAACCUACAGUGGGUAUAAAUUUGACCCUAAACCCAGAAAAUUGGAGGCCUUUACAAGCUUUUUUGACACCGCAUCCGUGCCAGUGUAUCAGGAAGAUGGUAUUGAUGCUUAUGUUGUGGGACCAAAUGUAUUUGUGUAUGUGAAGGCAGAGAUGAUCACCUGCCGAAGCGUUCGAAGCAAUAUCAAAAUCUGGUCACAGGCACUUCCUGAGCAGUUUCAAGCACCGGUUGUGCAUAUGGCCUACUACAACAACACCGUGUUUGUGGUAGACGAGCGUACCUUUUUUCGUUUUGACGUUCAGUAUCAUGAAGAUAGCUAUACUGCUUCACGGGUGCUUCUACAAGUGCCUGUGGCUGAUGUUGAGGCCACUUUGUUUGCAGCUGCAGUUAAUGAAGGUACUGUUGUUCUCUAUUCACAUUUAAAACUUUUUGCAUAUGAUGCCGCAACCGGGGUAUCCCUCUGGGAAACCAAGCUGCAGACAAUGCCGGUGCCUGGCAACGCCAAAGUAGAAGUUGUUAUUUACUCACCAGAAGAUGCAGGUGGCAGUAAAGGUGAAGCUACUGGCCCUGCAUACGUUGAGGUACGCGUAACUGUUGAACCGCUGGAAAAUGAAUUGCGGCUAACCAUGGUGGAUAUAUACUCGCUAAAUGACGGAGCUUUGUUAAAAAGUAUCUCUAAUGCGCUCAAUGAUAUCAGUGGUCCUGUCAUUUGGGGUAACAAGUACAACACUUUUUCAACGCUAAGCAAUGGGUUGGUGAGCUUUCGUGCUUUUGACCUUCCCAAAGUGAAUAUUCCAGAACAAGCCAGACGCUCUGCAGAUUCGGCUACGGAUGUGUAUGUACCAGGAGAGUCACCAAUUGUGCCACCGCCACCGCCUUUACCGCGUGGCGAUAAUUUUAUGGCGACUGCUCCUCCAAUGACAUUCUCCGUAAGUGGUGAUGCCGCGUUGAUUUCAGCUGAUUGCAAACGAGGAGUUGUAGGAAAACUUGAACACAUGAACGCCACGUAUGAGUACAACGUGCGAUGCUUCAAUGUGAAUGAUCCACAGGGGACGCCAAUACGUGCGUGGGCAUUUCAGUCAACGUUGUCUCCGCCCCACAUCACAUUCAUGGAAUUUAACGAAAAUAACUUUGCCAUUUUUUCACAUAGCCGAGUGCAGUUUUACUCGUGGUCAACUUGUGAGGAAGUUGGGGAAUCCAUUAUGUUAAGUGGUGUUCUGGAUGGCGUACCAUCUUAUGUAAGUCUUGGAGAUCAAAACAAAUGGAUCUUUCUUAAUGGCUUUCAAGUAGUUGCCUUGGACCUCUCUACAGGGAGGGAAAAAUGGCAGACAGGUGUCAAGAGCUGUCUUUCAAUUCGACAUCAAGGGGGCUAUAUUAUCUGUGAUGGUGGUUCAAAUUUUGCGGUGCUACACGCCGAUUCAGGUACAAUUUUGAUUAAAGAUGCUUUAGAAGGCGGUAUCACAACCGCAGGAAAGAACUUUGCCGGUGUGGUGCGUGGCUCACGUGGAUAUGAGGCUGUGUACUACUCAGGGCCGGAAAAAUUGUUUGAUUUUCCGAUUUCUUUUCCAGUGACUGCUGGUAGGAUGUUAGGGGCAAUUCCCGGAGCCUCUGACAAUAAUGUUGUUGUGUUAUUUGACAGGAUGGCGACCUCUAUAACGUUUGAUUCCGCUGCGAAGACGGCGUCACUAGUGUGGGUCAGUGACCUACACGGUGAACAUGCACGACCUAGCGCGGCUGUUUACACUGGGGCUGAGAAGGCUAAUAUUGUUAUUGGGACUAAAAAUGGUCUGGUGAUGCUUGACACUAAAACAGGAAAGGGGUUGGUGAAUAUUUCUUUACCGAUACGCUACAUGGAAGACACUAAUGAGGUGCAAAUGCUAAAAAUGGUGAUGGUGAAAGAGGGCACACUCUAUGGCUUUUCAUGGAAUGGUUAUGCGGUUUUGAUUCGCAUAGGCCCAAAUAUGGCGGAUGCAUUCUUUGCCUUUGGGCUUGGCCUCAAGCGUACGUCACAGAUUUCAUUCUUAAAGAAAUUGUUGGUAGUCAGCGGAGGAGGCUCAGCUGGGUUCUUGCCUGUGGAGAAGACAUAUUGGGGAGCACCUCUGCUGGCCACAGGCAUGGCUUCCGUUGGCUCGAAGGUUUUUAUGGCGGGCUGGGAUUGGACAAAUGAUACGUCUGUAAAUGUCGUUGCCGUUACCACUGAGGGAGAGAGGUCAACUCUUUCAAUACCCAAAGAAACUUCCAUUCAGUCCUCAUCCAUGAAUAAUGCUGUUGUCUUUUUUGGUGAGAACACUAUUAUUUCUAUUGAUGACUUGAACAGAACCAAUAUAAACUUUCCUAUUCCCCAAGUCUGCAACGGAACGAAACUAAAGAAAGUUUCACGCGGUGAUUCCGCAAAUGGUGCCUCUCUGGUGUGGUACUCUGGCAAAGCCCGUGAUUGUAUCUUUGUUUUGGGCACAGAAGGCACACCACCCACUUUCUUGUCAGGUAUUGUCACGAAAUUCAAUGAUGUGGUAAAUGUUCGCUACGGCACCAGUUUUGGCGUGCUCACCUCAACCCAAAUUUUGGUGUUUAUCCACGAUGGAACCUUUAUUGGAGCCGUUGACUUGAAGAACCCAUUUUACAUGUCGUCGGUGUCUUCUAGCGACAGCGGCGAUGGAAUCUUUGUGGUAAUAUCGGGUGAAAAUGUUGUCACGUGCUUUCAGGUAAGUGGCUUACUAAGUGUCUGGAACUAUACACUACCCUCAGCGUCAAGAGCCCCAAUCACUUACUACAAUGGAGGCAUUUUUAUUUCUACCGAGAAAGGACCUUUAUUCUUGACUCUGGCAGAGCUUUCCUAUCCGUGUCCUGAUCGAGCCCUUUUUAAUGUCACGCGUCUUCCCGUGGAGGGUCGAUCUACGCUGCACACAAAGGUGGUGGUGGAUGAGGAAUACGCUAUUGCAUUUGUCACCACCUAUCAGACGUUUUAUGCUUUUGAUGCAUUGACUGGGGAAUUUAUUUGGCAGCGACCAGACCUAUUUGCAGUGAAGGACGUUGCUGUGAUUCAGGAGGGCAUGGUGGUGUUUGUUAGCACCGAAAGAGGUGGUGUGUUUCUAAAUCCGUUCACAGGGGCUUCGUUAUUGUAUGUUCCCAGUGCUGGAUUGUGGAGCGGUGAGAUUUAUCUUUCUCCUGAUAAAACAGUUAUGGGCUUUGGUGGUGUGAUGGCAACCGCAAUUGAGAUAAGCAAGUAUGCACACUUCUUCAGUGGGGUGAGUGCAAACCGUCCUAGGCGUCCAGCACCAGUAGCAUACAGACCGUACAACUAUGGUCCUGAUGACCGUCCGAAUGAUUGCUCCAAACCAGACGCAGGAGGGAUGCCUAUCAACACGGGUUUGUCUUCGGUCUGGGUCUCUGCAUCACGCUACGGACUAAAAAAGGCCACACAAAGUGUUCUUUCCAUGACACCUGGACAAAGGAGUGGUUGGGUUGCCUCCUUGAGCGAGCACACGGUAUACAUUGCGCGUGCCUUGGACGGUACUUUUGAGGAGGUCACACGUUUUACUUUGAAUGAAACUGGAUGUGGCGUCUUAAACCUGUAUGCCAUCAAUUCAGAGAGUGCCUAUGUAAGUGUUAAGUGUGCCACACAGAUAUAUUUCUAUAACACUUCAGGAGCACAAGUAGGGAUGGGGGGGCGUGCGGCGAAGAACAGCAUUUCCGUUGUUGUAAAAGGCAAUGGAUAUUUUGUGAAUAGCGACAAUGUGAUUGACGCCGUGAGUUUGACGAGCUUCCAACCACUGCCUACGUCUCCUGGUAAGGCCAAGUGUACGACGAAGUUCGACCUUCUUGCCGCUCCUCGACUGGAGCGUCUCCUCUUGGUUUGCCCCGGUGUGGGUAUUCAAAUCUUGGAUUGCACAACGCUGACACAAAUUGGUAGUACAAUUACCGCUGGAAGUGCUCGAAAAAGUUUUACAACGUAUGAAGUGGAUGAAAAUCUUGGUAUGGCCGUCGCUUGUGGUCAAGAUGCCUCUGAUGUGUACAUGGUGGCAUUUAUGUUGAAGACGGCAGAAAAGGUUGUAGUGCAUAAUGAGGUAGUCAAGGGCACCCCUUUUUGUGGUGUUAGGUAUCCUGCAUACCCAAGCAACGCUGAUCCGGUGAUUGUUUUCGCCUAUCUGAAUGGCUACAAGACCUGGGCCGUAAAAGGUGGGCAGCUCAAGCUGUCGGAGGUGAUUACCAAUGCGUAUCCUGCAGCCAUUACAAGUCAUGGAGUGAUUUAUCACAACACGGGUUACGAUUACUAUUUCCGUGUUUACGGAGGUUCUAGUAGUUCUUUUUUGAUCCGUGGAGGGUCAAAGCCAACGGGAAGUAUGGUUAUAAAAGGAGCGGAUGGUUUUCAAGUUACCCCGUUGGCCAUCAUCUAUGGAAAUGGAUUCACUUUUGCCGUUGAUACCUCUGUAGGAAGGCCCACAGCUUGUUGGGAUGAUAAUGGCAUGAUUGAGCUUAAACCUGCAACACGUUUCAUUUCCUUCCCUCCGUUUGUUUACACGACAGUCAAUAACAUGUUUGUGGGGUUUAUGGUUGCCAAUGGUUCGUUUGGUGUUCAAGGAUAUUUUCGGAUGGCUACGGCCCUGGUAGAUAACGAACAGCGUGUGUUUCUGUCUCAAUUAAAAACAAUCGGUUGUAUGAGCAUGGAUGGCCGAGUGUUAUGGAAUGUUGGGAUUUCGAAUACGGAUACUCAAUAUAUCGCAUUCAGUCCCGUUGUGCUGAGUAAUUCCGACUUUGCUCUCGUGUCUGGUGGGGUGCGUGCAGCGGCAGUAAUCAACAAACGAACUGGGGAAGUUGCGAGGGCAAUUAUAUUUGAGAGGUGCAAAGUUUCUCCAGACUCUCCUGAUGCUCAGGUGAUUGUUAAUGGAACUCUUGUGUACAUUGGAAUGCGUGGAUGGUCAUGUGUGCAUAUUGUUGACCUCAAUCUGCAAAAUACGAGUGGCAAUAUUACAGGGUCGGAGGUAAAAAUAUUGGAGGUGGAAGGAGCCUUAACUGGGCUCGUUGAAGGAUAUCCGCUUUUGGCUAGGGUGGGGUAUGCGAAUCACUUGGUUCUCGCGAUGGGAUCCACUGAUGAUGACAGUGAAAAAAUAAAUAUUGCUGUGUACCGCGUCGAUGACGUUUCCUCUUCUUCGUGGACGCGGCUUUGGAUGAAGCCUGUGCGACUUGACUUGGGUUCUGUCUCCACCUAUGGUUACUUUUUGUACACUGCUUCGGCUGGAGUACUGAACGUGUACGAUUUAUUGACGGGAAGAUAUGUUUGGGGGUAUAUUUUUAAAACCAGCAUUACAGGACCAGUUUUGGGUGCAGAUCGCACUUUGUAUGUGACCACGCAGGGUGGUCUUCAGUCGCUCCGUUCUCCGCUGAGCAUGCCCUGGUCCAUGCGUCUCAUGGGUAACGUUACCUUUCCACAGCGCAUGGCCAAUUUGCCAAUUACCACCGUUGGAUUGUUACGUACGGCAUAUGGGCAUAUUCUCUGCUCUAACGCUGGUGGUACAGUUGCCUAUACACAUGCACGUGAAGGCCCCGCAUCCAAAUUGGCUUGGUAUACAGAAAAGUCUAUCGCUCGCUUUGGUGAGUCAGCUUUGAACGCUACUGCAGUGAUUGGUUUGUUUGACGCAGAUGGUGGCACAGGGGUUUUGGAUCUGACGUCUGGUAAGAUGCUGUGGUUGAGCGGUGUCUACCCGUCUGACGGCGUCACCAAUGGUGUCGCAUCAUCUGGAGCCAAAUUCUUUGUCUGCUCAUUUGCCAUGAAUGAUCCGACGUGUCGAAGAGUUCCCGUGUCCUUUAUAGCUCCUCGCAACGCUUUGCCAUUGUACCGCUAUGAGUCGGAGCCAACUGAAACGACACCGCCCCAUUGGAUACCUAUUUAUCCUGAGGGUGGUGGUUCCAGACCGCUACAUCCAUCACCGCGCUGCGUAUCCAUGAUGCACGCCUACAUUCCUUCGUUUGCCGACUGUGUUAACAAGGCCAUAGCAACCAUUUACACGAGCGGUAGAAGAACGAAAUUAGAAUGCCCUGAUUCCCUCCUGUUAAUUUAUGCUUGCCAACCACUCUUGCAGGAGUUGGUGGACGCUUGCCCUGAUGUUGCUGCAAGUAUAAUGGAAAAUUGGAAACAAAAAACAUUGGACAAGACCUCCCCCUUGGGUCUGUGCGAACCCACAGAGGCAGAGGUGCGCUGUGACACGACAAAUAAGUCAAAAUUAUCUGAUACCUGCAACAUGGUGGGCAUGACGUUUAUAGUCAACGGCUACGAAAACCCAAUUGGCUACACACUUGGCUACAUACUGCCUGCAUUUCCCUUCCCUGGAAAACCGAAAAAUGUGAACGUUGCCGCUGUUGUCUUCGGGGUGAUAGCGGCCCUUGUCGUCGUUGCUAUUGGGGCGGCAGUGAGCAUGCACUUCUAUCGGAAAAAGAAGAAGGUGCGGGACGCACGCUUCUUUGAUGACGACGUGAAUGCCUCCCUGCUCGGCAGCGAUAUGAAUGAUCAGCCAAUGAAGAUCAUCUCCAAGUCAAACUAUGCGUUCAGCUCAAAGGAAGAUUCAAUUGACGUUGAUGGUGCGUCGCCACACGCGGAUCAACCAAAACAACCUCCACCUCAGUCAUUUCCACCGCCACACAGCGGCGGCGUCUCUGCGCUGCAACGAGCUGCGGCAGGGGGGACUCCCGAGCGUGCGGCACCAGCAUUAGCCGCCGGACCUAAAAAGAUGCCUUUCAAAAUGCCGGGUAAAGUGCCCCCGGCGAAGGGACCUGGCCCUAAACUGCCGCCGCCAUCUGCAGUGGCAAAAAAAAUGGUGAAUGAGAGCCCAUUCAUUGACGAUGACUUGUAG